AUGGCUCAGGAGGAGGGCCGGAGCCUGUCCGAGGUGCGGGUGAGGGUCGGAGCCUCACAUGGCAUCACCGACCUGGCCCACUUCUAUGACUGCUGGGCUCCGGACUAUGACAAGGAUGUGGCCGUCCUGCAGUACCGUGCCCCUCGCCUUGCAGUGGACUGCCUUACACAAGCCCUUUCAGGCCCACCCCACACCGCCCUGAUCCUGGACGCGGCCUGUGGCACUGGCCUGGUGGCUGCCGAGCUGCAGGCUCAGGGCUUCCUCCAGCUACAUGGGGUGGAUGGGAGCCCAGGGAUGCUGGAACAGACCCAGGCCCAUGGCCUCUACCAGCGCCUCAGCCUUUGCACCCUGGGCCAGGAGCCUCUACCCAGCCCCAAAGGGACCUUUGAUGUGGUGCUAAAGGUAGGUGCCCUCAGUGAUGGCCAAGUGCCUUGCAGUGCGAUACCUGAGCUCCUCUGAGUUACCAAGUCAGGCAGGUGGAUGAGAGAGGCCCCAGCCUUUCUCAUGGCCACAGGUUUCCACAGGAUCCAGGCAAAGGGGGUGGGGAAGAUCAAAGAAGGGAACAGUGGCCAACAAGGGUAUGGGCUGGGCAUCCACUCAGAGGCAGAGCCCAAGUAG
Pteropus alecto (black flying fox) is the source of this 618-nucleotide messenger RNA. RefSeq names its product methyltransferase like 27 (gene METTL27). NCBI's taxonomy places the organism in Eukaryota, Metazoa, Chordata, Mammalia, Chiroptera, Pteropodidae. The record is from RefSeq and is a predicted model, not a curated record. The transcript has 5 exons.